Leptosia nina is the source of this 786-nucleotide messenger RNA. The record is from the annotation of a GenBank genome assembly. NCBI's taxonomy places the organism in Eukaryota, Metazoa, Arthropoda, Insecta, Lepidoptera, Pieridae.
AUGUCCAUGCUGCACAGCCAAACCGAUUGGACCAAGAUAAAGAGUGAGUCCUUGGACUCCAAGUAUGAGAAAUGUAGAAAUAUCACAGAGGAAAUAUACAAACGGAUAAAUAUUACAUUUCAAGUAAAAAAAUUGGAGAAUCCUGUGCAGAGUGAACUGUCAGAAGAAAGUGAUCUGGACAGCAAUGAUUUGAGCAAUGAAACUGACCUAUUUGCCUGCGAUAAGACAUCCAUAUCUAGUAGUACCGAAUUAGAGAGUUUGGUGCAUGGAACUGUUGCUUGCGAGAAAUAUAUAAACAUUAACAACAAUGAAGAGCGAGUUAAGGCAAAACAGUAUAAAAGGCCCAAGAAAAGGUUCAGGAAGCGCAUCAAGAAACAACAGAAGCAAUCAAAACAAUCUGAUGGUUCAAGUGAUGAGGCUGUACCGCUCAGUCGAGUCACUGAUAUGGAUGUAAGACGGAGCUCAUCACCAAACAAACCUGACUGUGUUAUGGGUGUGCCAAAUAUUGUUAUCAUUACCAGUGAUCUCAAAUACAAAAUCAAAUCGCCACCGCCGUCACUCAAAGAGAAGAAAUCCCAGAGAUCAGAACCAAAACCAGAGACAACAGAUUCGCAAAGCGUAGACAACUCGGACACGUCUGAAUUGUCUUUAACAGAUAAGAAUGGUCCAAGGGCCUGUCACAUGUGCAAUUUGAUGUGCAAAGGGGAGCGAGGAUUAAGGCGACACAUUAAAAUGAGCCACAUUGAGGACUUAAAGGACACAACAAAGCAACGAACGCCACAAUAA